Messenger RNA from Danio rerio (zebrafish), 1317 nucleotides. Lineage: Eukaryota; Metazoa; Chordata; Actinopteri; Cypriniformes; Danionidae. The record is from RefSeq and is a predicted model, not a curated record.
GUGUGUGUGUGUGUGUGUGUGUGUGUUCCGCAGCACAUCCGUGUGGGCUGGGAGUCUCUUCUGACCACCAUCGCUCGCACCAUCAACGAGAUCGAGACUCAGAUCAUGACCCGCGACGCUAAAGGAAUCAGCCAGAAACAACUCAACGACUUCAGAUCCUCCUUCACACACUUUGACAGGAAGAAGAAGGGCGGUAUGGAGACUGAUGACUUCAGAGCCUGUCUGAUCUCUAUGGGAUAUGAUCUGGGUGAAGCAGAGUUUGCGCGCAUCAUGGCUCUGGUGGACCCCAAUGGUUCUGGAGUGGUGACGUUUCAGGCGUUUGUGGACUUUAUGACCCGUGAAACUGGAGAAUCUGACACGUCAGAGCAGGUCGUCGCCUCCUUCAGGAUUCUGGCCGCCGAUAAGCCGUAUAUUCUACUGGAUGAGCUGCGGCGUGAGCUUCCUCCAGAGCAGGCUGAAUACUGCAUCUCCAGGAUGCCUCCAUAUAAAGGACCUGACGCUGUUCCUGGAGCUCUGGAUUACGCUGCGUUCUCCACUGCACUGUACGGAGAGAGCGACCUCUAGAGGCCAGCGGAUAACGCUGAAAACACAUGCAUGAGAUUAGACUCCCACCAAAAGUAUUGCGGUCACGGAUUGAAUAAUAGUCUCAGUUCUGAAGUUCAAAUCAGCCUUAAAUCAGCCUUUAGGCCGAGUAAAAAUAUGUCUUGAUCCAGGAGUGCGAUACCUCAUUCAUCCACUGUGUGUCAAACUUACAUACUGCACCUUUAAAUCAAUCACAUUUAGGUCAUCAAUUAUUCAUAAUUCAUUCAUUCAAUUGUUGUUUUCAUAUUUGGACAAUAAUUCAUUAUGAGAAAUAUCUUCAUCCUGUCUAAACGGAGACAAAAAAAAAUUGCUAAAUCUUACAGAGGAAUUAGUAAGCAGGAAAGGGUGCUAAAUUUUGCACCUAUUGCACCUAUUUGAGCAGAAAUGAUGAGCAAACAUGAAUGUUGUCCAGAUUCGUGCUCUGGAAAGCAGUCUAUAGUCCUCUAAAUGUUCUUACUUCAGUCUGACCGAUGAGUUCAACCCAAAACAUGAUAAUAAUUGAUCAUUUUCAGCAGGAAUAAUCAGCUGAAUAUCUGAGUUUUGUUCAGAUCUGUGGCUUUGUUUACAUUCUGCUCGCCAAUAUGGCCUCCCAUACUCCAUCCUCAAAACAACCCCACAGUAAAUAAAGUUAGAUUCUUCAGAAAAUUACAGACAAUUCAUUCAUUCAUUUUCUUUUCAGCUUAGUCCCUUUAUUAAUCUGGGGUCGCCACAGCGGAAUGAACCGCCAACUUAUCC